This is a messenger RNA of Pistacia vera, 3008 nucleotides long. RefSeq names its product aminopeptidase M1-like. The coding region runs from base 50 to 2719 and encodes 889 amino acids. The transcript is spliced from 19 exons. Gene Ontology annotation, molecular function: metalloaminopeptidase activity; zinc ion binding; peptide binding. NCBI's taxonomy places the organism in Eukaryota, Viridiplantae, Streptophyta, Magnoliopsida, Sapindales, Anacardiaceae. The record is from RefSeq and is a predicted model, not a curated record. Gene Ontology annotation, biological process: peptide catabolic process; proteolysis. Gene Ontology annotation, cellular component: cytoplasm.
UUCCCCUGCGCAAAUAAAGCUCACUUCACUAAGUUCAGAAGAGAAGAAAAUGGAGCAGAAACUGAACAUAGAGCAAUUCACAGGCCAGGCAAGGCUACCAAGCUUUGCAGUUCCAAGUCGUUACGAUCUUCACUUUAAACUUGAUCUCUGUGAAAGUGCUUUUGCUGGUACUGUAAACAUUAACCUCUGCAUCCUCGAAAAGACUAACUUUAUUGUCUUAAAUGCUGCUAGACUUAAUGUUUAUGAAGUCUUGUUCACUACCUCUCACAACCAAAAAUAUAGUCCUUGUGAUGUUGUUCUGGACAACAGUGAUGAAAUACUUGUGUUGGUCUUCGAUGAAGCUCUUAGUGUUGGAGAAGGAGUAUUGGGGAUCACGUUUUCUGGGAAUCUUAAUGACCACUUGAUGGGGUUUUAUAAAUGUACUUAUACGGACAAAGAAGUGAAGAAGAAUAUGGCAGUUACUCAAUUUGAACCUGUGCAUGCAAGAUGCUGUUUCCCAUGCUGGGACGAGCCUGCUCUUAAGGCAACCUUCAAGAUAACAUUGGAUGCACCAUCAGACUUGACUGCGUUGUCUAAUAUGCCCAUUAUUGAUGAAAAGGUCAAUGAGAAUGUAAAGACUGUUUAUUUUGAGGAAUCUCCGGUCAUGUCAACAUAUUUGGUGGCUGUUGUGGUUGGUUUAUUUGAUCAUAUUGAAGAUAUAACUAGCCAUGGUGUCAAGGUUGGAGUAUAUUGCCCUGUUGGCAAGAGCGAUGAAGGAAAGUAUGCAUUAGAGGUUGCUGUUAAGUCACUUGAUAUAUUCACCAAGUUUUUCUCAACUCCUUACCCACUCCCUAAACUGGAUAUGGUCGCUGUCCCUGAAUUUGCUGCUGGAGCUAUGGAGAAUUUUGGUUUGAUCGUAUACCGUGAAAGUCUUUUGCUUUAUAGUGAUUUGAAAUCUACAGCUAGAUGCAAGCAGAUCAACACAAUUGUUGCGGCACAUGAAGUGGCUCAUCAAUGGUUUGGCAAUCUGGUAACAAUGGAAUGGUGGACUCAUUUGUGGCUUAAUGAGGGUUUUGCAACAUGGAUAAGUUACAUGGUUACUGACAUCUUGUUUCCCGAGUGGCAAAUAUGGACUCAAUUUCUUCAACUAUCAGCUGAUGGCCUAAGUCUGGAUGCACUACAACAAUCACAUCCUAUCGAGGUGGAGGUUGACGAUGCUCAUGGAAUUGAUGAAAUUUUUGAUGAAAUUAGCUACAAUAAAGGAUCAGCUGUCAUCAGAAUGUUGCAGGGUUACCUUGGGGAUGACAUAGUUCAGAAGUCCUUGAGUUCAUACAUGAAGAAAUAUGCUUGGAAAAAUGCAAAGACAGAAGAUUUAUGGAGAGUUAUUUCGGAGGAAUCUGGUGUUAAUAUAAAUUCAAUGAUGGACUGUUGGACAAAGCAGAAGGGAUAUCCUGUUAUCUACGUAAAAUCCAAAGAUCAAGUUUUGGAAUUUGAGCAGUCACAGUUUCUGUCAUCUGGUUUGCAUGGUGAUGGAAUAUGGACUGUUCCAAUAACUUUGUCCUUUGGUUCAUACGACAAGUGCAAGAAGUUUUUUUUGGGAUCAAAAAGUGAAAGAGUUGAUAUAUCAGAAAUGUUUCCUUCUUCAGAUGGCAAGUCAAGCUCACUCAAGGAAAAUAAUCAAGAACAGUGUGAUGAAACUUUAUGGGUCAAAGUUAAUGUUGAGCAGAGUGGUUUCUAUAGAGUAAUAUAUGAUGAUGAACUUGCAGCUCGACUCAGGAAAGCAGUGGAAAAAAAUUGCUUAUCGGCUGCUGACAAACUUGGCAUUUUGGACGACAUGCUUGCUCUUUCCAAGGCUUGCAGACAGCCAUUAUCAUUUUUGCUUCUGUUGAUGAGCGCAUAUAGAGAAGAAGUUGAUUAUAUAGUGUUAUCGAAACUCAUCAAUGUUUGUUAUGAUGUUAUUGAGAUCUCAACAGAUGCCAUCCCAGAGUUAGUCAAUGAAUUGAGAAAAUUUUGCAUCAGUCUCCUUCAAAAUUCUGCUGAAAAAGUAGGUUGGGAAUCAAAACCUGGAGAGAGUCAUUUAAAUGCAUUGUUAAGGGGAGAAGUCUUUAUAGCUUUGGCUAAUUUUGGCCAUGACAAAACUCAACUAGAAGCGAUGGAGCGCUUUCAGGUUUUGUUGAAGGAUAAAGACACUCCAAUACUUUCCCCUGAUGUGAGAAAGGCUGCUUACAUUGCUGUAAUGAGAAAUGCUACCACCACAGAUAGGCGAGGCUUUGACUCCCUACUGAAGUUUUAUAGAAAAGCUGAUGCAACACAAGAGAAGGAACUGAUUUUACGGGCUAUAGCAUGUUCUCCUGACCCUGAUAUAGUUGCAGAGGUUUUGAACUUUUUGAUGUCAGAUGAGGUUCGAGAUCAAGAUGUUAUUUUUAUAAUUGGUGGAAUAAGCCUAGAAGGCCGUGAAACAGCAUGGAGAUGGUUGCAGGAGAACUGGGACCAAAUCUUAAAGAAAUACGGUUCAGGAAUUAUACUCCAUCGUUUCGUUAGGGGUAUUGUCACACUGUUUUGCAGCAAUGAAAAGGCUGAUGAGGUUGAAUCAUUUUUCAGAAAUCAUGUGAACCUUGGAAUUGAAAAGAUUUUGAUGCAAAGCAUUGAACGAGUCCGAAUCAAGGCAAGAUGGAUUGAAGGCAUCAAGCAAGAACAUUCUCUUCCAAUCCUACUCAUGCAAUUAGCUCAUGAAGGGUGAAAGUAUAUUCCAUGAUUUUAAUACUAAAGAACAUUAUUUGCCUGUCUUGUAGCAUUAAUAAAACGACUGUAAUGGGGCCCUCGAAUUACCAGAAGACAUACAGGAAACUUGUUCACAGAACAAGUGCAUGUUUUUAUAUCAAGACAUUAUGUAGCUUCAUGUUCAUCAUACGUUCUGAAGAUCUUAUGGUGAUCUUAUAAACUGCAUUCUCUCUUUCAUAAUGUAGAGUUCUUGGAUCCCAAAGCAAAAUACCGAAAGUUUCUUAUAAUCUUGGUCCAAUAAAAGCAAA